Messenger RNA from Cyprinodon variegatus (sheepshead minnow), 1784 nucleotides. It is a transcript of the gene kdelr3, whose product is annotated as KDEL endoplasmic reticulum protein retention receptor 3. Gene Ontology annotation, biological process: protein retention in ER lumen; endoplasmic reticulum to Golgi vesicle-mediated transport. The record is from RefSeq and is a predicted model, not a curated record. NCBI's taxonomy places the organism in Eukaryota, Metazoa, Chordata, Actinopteri, Cyprinodontiformes, Cyprinodontidae. Gene Ontology annotation, molecular function: ER lumen protein retrieval receptor activity. Gene Ontology annotation, cellular component: membrane; endoplasmic reticulum; cis-Golgi network. The coding region runs from base 277 to 924 and encodes 215 amino acids. The transcript is spliced from 5 exons.
CACCUCCUCUCUUGGUUUACCUCCAGGACCAUCACUGCUCACUCAAACCUGAAUCUAUCCAGGAAUCUGCUGACAUUUCACCUGUUUACACACUUUGGACAAAAAGAAGCCAACGGGUCCGCCUGCUGUUAACUGCUAAACAACCCGCUCGUUUUUUCCCUUUUUAUAAUCUCGGCUUAUUUUUCUUCGCUCCCCUCCUUUCUGGGUCAUAAACUCAGAAGUCAGUGCUUGCAGGAGUUUUUAAGGCCUUUGAGGAGUUCUCUGAAGUUGAACACUAUGAAUAUAUUUCGGCUGGCAGGUGACGUGUCGCAUUUAGUGGCUAUUCUCAUUCUGCUAAUGAAGAUAUGGAGCUCCAAAUCCUGCGCUGGCAUCUCUGGGAAAUCUCAGGUCCUGUUUGCACUUGUUUUUACCACCAGGUACCUUGACCUUUUCACAGUCUACAUUUCAGCCUACAACACAAUCAUGAAGGUGGUGUUUCUGGCUCUGUCCUAUGCUACCGUGUACCUGAUCUACAUGCGCUUCAAGAACUCCUACAAUUCAGAGAACGACACGUUCAGAGUGGAGUUCUUGUUGGUUCCGGUCAUCGGGUUGUCCUUCCUGGAGAACUAUGCUUUUACUCCACUGGAGAUCUUGUGGACCUUCUCCAUCUUCCUUGAAUCCGUUGCCAUAAUGCCCCAGCUCUUCAUGAUCACCAAGACGGGCGAAGCGGAGUCCAUCACCACCCACUACCUGUUCUUCCUCGGCCUCUACAGGGCCCUCUACAUCGCCAACUGGGUGUGGCGCUACCACACGGAGGGCUUCUUUGACCAGAUCGCCGUCGUGUCCGGAGUGGUUCAGACCAUUUUCUACUGCGACUUCUUUUACCUUUACGUCACGAGGGUGAUCCGAGGGAAAGGAAAGAUGAGCCUGCCAAUGCCGGUUUAGAUUUGACGUACCCGCCUGCCGCAGUUCAGCAUGGGGGCGCAGUCCCUGAAGCUGUACGUAGCAAUGGGACUCUUGCAUCUGAACACCAGCAUUACAUAGAUAUUUUAUCAUGUGAUUGUGUCCGUAAGUCUGUGUUUGUGCAUCAUUUUGUUUUAAUUUGUGUACAACGAUGCUGUAGGGAUGGAAAUGUGACGGAGGAUGCGUGUCAGUGAUGAGCACCAUGCUCUCUGUAAAUCACAGCCGGGAGAGUUUUUGUUUUUUUUUUGUCCUACAUUUCCUUUUUUUGUAAAACGCUUCUGACUCUGAAGAUUAUUCAGUGAGCCAGUUUUGUUGUCAUGCUAACAGUUUUGAGUGUUGAAUCCAUGAAAAUGAACCUGAAGGUGGUUUCAGCUCAUGUGUUUGUUAAUUUUUUUAACAGCUUUAGUUUUUUUUUAGAAGUUCCUACACUAAACCUGAUCACCCAAUGACCAAAAACACACCUUCAAUUUGUAAUGAUAGGCACUCCCUGAGUAACUUACUGUAUUUACUUUUGCCAUUUAUGUUACUUUUUCUCGUCUUGUUUACUGUGUCUUUUGUAUUUUGUUUUUUUUUUAUUAUUAUAAGGGAAAAAAGGGCUAAAUAUCAUUUUCUUAUAAUGAAAAGCCAAAGAAGCUGCAGUGUUGUUUCUAUCCAUAGCCAUGAUGUCUAAUUUUUGUUUUUAUUUCAGAAGUAAGAAAAGUGUUCACAGAUCCACUUUUAUUUGUUUAUCAGCCAACUAAUUUUCUUGUCUCAAAGAUAUUAUAUUUUGCUGUCAGAUCGAGGUGAAACAUUCAAACGUUAUUCCACAGUCUUAAAGUGCCCUUAGGAUGUGCAGAGAUUUC